AUUGUGUGAAGACACUGAAAAUUGUGUGUGCAUGGAAAUGCAAAGUGUGUAGAAAAGUGUUACCAAAACUGUUUCGGUUUGAGCAUCUUCUGAAUAAUAAUGAGAUGUAAUGUUAUUGUUUAUAACGAUCGAGUAUGUAACAUUAUAUACGAUGGCCGUAUUUUUGCAUAAAUGGAUUAUAGUUCAACUAUAAUAUGAUUUCCACACGUGUUGGUAUAUCAACAUAGCCAGUGUUUCUUCAACGAUAAACGGUCAACAAUCAUCAAAUAAUCAACAAUAGUAGAACGUGUGAAAGGACGAAUACGCGAAGGAUGAUGAUUGGUCAAAAUGCCACUAGUAGCAAUACUGCAUCAGACUCGGUUAUCCUUCGGAAGUAAUGUCGAAUAUCAAUAAGAUUAAAGUGGUUGUUCUUGGUGGUGCCGAAGUUGGAAAAUCAGCUGUCACCGUUCGUUACCUCACAAAGCGCUUCAUUGGUGAAUAUAGUUCCUCUAGUGAUUUCUUGUACCGACAUAGUGUUACAUUCGAUAGUGUAACGACAGAAGUUGAGAUAAUGGAUACAUCAAAAUGUGCGAAAACUGGCUGUUUGUACGAACACAUUCGAUGGGGUGAUGCGUUUCUGGUAGUUUAUUCCAUAUGCGACAAAUCGAGUUUUGCCGAUGCUGAAGAUUAUUUACAGCAGCUGAGUAAACUGAAACUACCAUCUUACUAUACGGCCUUAUUGCUGGGCAACAAAAGAGAUUUGGAUCAUUCGAGAACCAUCACAGUAAAUGAGGGACAGGAAUUAUCAUUGAAAUUUGCCUGCCAAUUCUAUGAAGUGUCAGCGGCCGAAAGUUUUGCCGGUGUUUCGUUAGCAUUUCAAUCGUUUCUAAGAGAAGCCCGAUCGGUACAAUUACUACGAGCACUUCCUAUUCGACGUAAAUUAGGUGUAAAUAGCGUUUCUAAGGUUUUAGGUAAUAUUUUUGGUAAAAACACGAAAGACCGGAAAAAACGUCCUUCACUUAGCAUUUAAGCAUUCACACGUUAAGCGAUCAAUUUAUUUUAAUUUCUUUUUUUUAUAAAUAUUUUCAUAGAUCAUUAGUAUGUAUUUGUAGCAUUUAUAAAAUAAAGUUACUAUAGAUUUAACAAUCGAAAAUGGUUUUCUAUUGCACUGCAAACAGCAGAG
Messenger RNA from Bradysia coprophila, 1162 nucleotides. RefSeq names its product ras-related and estrogen-regulated growth inhibitor-like protein. NCBI's taxonomy places the organism in Eukaryota, Metazoa, Arthropoda, Insecta, Diptera, Sciaridae. The record is from RefSeq and is a predicted model, not a curated record. Gene Ontology annotation, molecular function: GTPase activity; GTP binding.